GCUCCCUCUUCCUCAUAUAGAGUAGGGUUUGUUCGUGUGAGGUUGUGUCUCCUCAAAUAUAGGUUACACAACCCACGUCAAUUUCGUGACAUAACUUAAAAAACCAAAAAAAUUAUAAAACUAGUAAAAAUCCAAAAAAAUCGAAAAAUCUGUGAAAAUAAACGUGAAACAAGUUGACUAAAGUGCGUGUGGUCUUGAACGUACAACGUGGGCAUUCUGGAAGGACUCUGAAGCUAGCCAUUUUCUUCGAAGAAAGGAGGUUUCGCAGAUUGAAAGUGUGUUGUAUUGUAAUAUUAGCUUCUGUGGUAAAAUAUAUAUAACUUCACCCAAAAAUGAAUCCAGGUGGCCCCAAUUACCCUAUGGCCUCUUUGUAUGUUGGCGAUUUGCACCAUGAUGUAACGGAGGCCAUGCUCUUUGAAAAAUUUUCAACAGCUGGGCCUGUACUUUCGAUUCGGGUUUGUAGGGACAUGAUUACCCGCAGGUCCCUGGGAUAUGCGUACGUCAACUUUCAGCAACCAGCAGAUGCCGAGCGAGCUCUGGACACCAUGAAUUUUGACAUGAUAAAAGGGCGUCCUAUUCGCAUCAUGUGGUCUCAGCGUGAUCCAUCGCUUCGGAAAUCUGGUGUUGGCAACGUUUUCAUAAAAAACUUGGAUAAAAGUAUUGAUAAUAAGGCCAUGUACGACACGUUCUCAGCAUUUGGCAACAUCUUGAGUUGUAAGGUAGCUCAAGAUGAAACUGGAGCAUCAAAAGGAUACGGAUUCGUCCACUUUGAGACAGAAGAAGCUGCCACGAAAUCCAUCGAGAAAGUUAAUGGAAUGCUGUUGAAUGGAAAGAAAGUAUUUGUUGGCAAGUUUGUUCCACGCAAGGAGCGUGAGAAGGAGCUCGGGGAGAAGGCUAAGCUCUUCACAAAUGUCUACAUUAAAAACUUCGGUGAGGACUUCAGUGACGAACUGUUGCGAGAGAUGUUCGAGAAAUAUGGCCGGAUCACUAGCCACAAGGUUAUGAGCAAAGACGAUGGGAAGUCCCGUGGUUUUGGUUUUGUGGCAUUUGAAGAACCAGAAGAUGCUGAAAGGGCAGUAGACGAGCUUAAUGGCAAAGAACUAAUUGAAGGCAAGCCUUUGUAUGUCGGCCGUGCCCAGAAGAAAGCCGAGCGCCAACAAGAGCUUAAACGCAAAUUUGAACAACUUAAGAUUGAACGUCUUAACCGCUACCAAGGAGUAAACCUGUAUGUGAAGAACCUGGAUGACACUAUUGAUGAUGAACGUCUCCGUAAGGAGUUCACUCCAUAUGGAACCAUUACCAGUGCCAAGGUGAUGCUGGAGGAAGGCCGCAGCAAGGGAUUUGGCUUCGUGUGCUUCUCGUCUCCAGAGGAAGCAACAAAGGCUGUGACAGAGAUGAAUGGCCGGAUUGUUGGCACCAAGCCGCUCUAUGUUGCACUCGCUCAGCGCAAGGAAGAUCGCAAGGCUCAUCUGGCUUCACAGUACAUGCAGCGUAUGGCCAAUAUGCGUAUGCAACAGAUGGGAACGCAAAUGUUCCAGCCUGGUGGUGCAGGUGGCUACUUUGUACCAACAUUGCCUCAGCCUCAGAGGUUCUACGGUCCGGCACAGAUGGCUCAGAUUCGUGCUACUCCACGCUGGCCUGCUCAACCACAGGUCCGCCCAAAUGCCCAGGGCGGCGCCUCCGGUUUCCCAAAUAUGCAGGGACCGUUCCGAACGGCCCCUCGUGCUCCAGGCGCUCAACCAGGUUCCAUGCGAAAUGCACUGUCAGCAAGGCCCAUUACAGGCCAGCAACCAGUGGGCGCAGCAAACAUCCAGGGUCGUCCAAUGGCGCCUACAGUGUCUGUGUCAGCACAGGGCCGCCAAACCAACUACAAGUACACGGCAAACAUGCGCAACCCACCUCAGCCGAUACCAGUUGCUCAGCAGCCCCCUGUCCAACAGGCUGUGCACAUUCAGGGGCAGGAACCUUUGACUGCAUCAAUGUUGGCAGCUGCACCACCACAGGAGCAAAAGCAGAUGCUGGGUGAGCGUCUGUUCCCAUUGAUUCAGCGUAUGUAUCCAGACUUGGCCGGCAAGAUCACCGGUAUGCUGUUGGAGAUAGACAACUCCGAGCUUCUUCACAUGCUUGAACAUCACGAGUCCCUCAAGGCCAAGGUGGAAGAAGCCGUGGCUGUGCUUCAGGCCCACCAGGCCAAGCAGGCUGCAUCCCAAGUAAAGAAGGAAUAAAUUUACAUCUCCCCAGAUUCACUGCAAAACCAGGCAGUCAUCCAACAUAAUCUCAUAGCCAAACGUUGAUGCUGAUGACCUCAAGAUGACAAUUUAAGGGGAAGACAUUCCUAUGCAGCUGAAUUCCAUUACUGCCUGGUCCAGUGACUUGUUUCAUUCCGAGGAGGUCACGUGAAUUGAGCAUGAUACAAGGACAUUUUCUCCCCCUUCUUUGAAUUCUUAAACUUCAAAAAGAUAAAUUUUGCUUAUAAAAUGUAAAUGUAGCAUUGUGGUUUUAAUUCUGAAUGGAACUCACCAUUGUUUGGUUGAAAUAAUACUCGACACCUACAGUUCUCUGCUGCCUUGACUGUGCCGGGAGACCAUUUGUUGGGUGUUAGAGGAAGCUACAAAAAUACGUAUUUAAUAAGAAACAAGAACGUGGGAUCAACUUUGAGCCCUUAGCAUAAUAUCCCCAAGGCUUUUUGUUUAAAUAUUUAAUCUUAAGUUACACUUGGGGAAAAAAAAUAUAUCUAUAUAAUGUCUGUUGUGUUUCAGUUACUUAGUUUUUCAUUGGUUUUUAUGUUUAGUCCACAGUUUUUAAACUAUUGCAAGAUUGAGAAGGCAUGGCGUUUUAUGGGCUGGCGAUAAUUUAUUCGCUUUAUGCGAAUUUAUAUAAAUUUCAGGAAAUUUAAUUGAUUCAUUUUAGGUCGUUAUGUGAUAGGUUAGUUAUUUGUGGUUUUCCAUUUCAGUUACUAGAAACCAGGACAGAUGUUCAAACUGUGAGUUACUGUGUUAAUGCCUGCCUGUUUUAAGACAGAAAAUGACAGAAUAUUUCCCCGUACCUGUAACACAAAUUCCUAUUGUGAAAAUUUGGACCAUAGGGUGCAAUUAUGUACUAAAGGUUUGCCCAUAAAUGUAACAUUGGUAAAAAUGUCUCUAAGUAACAUUAUUACACAACAUAUUGUUUUUUAAAACCCAUAAAAAGAGAAAAACGUGGAUGUACUACCAAAAUCGAUAACAAUUGUCAGAAAAUCUAAAAAAAAAAAUGAUUAUAUAAACAUGUUUCCUGGUCCAAAACCUCUUCAGUAAUACUUCAAAAUUGGUAGAUGAAAACAUAGAUCCAACUUCUGGAUAAUAUUUAAGUAUCUGAAUUACUAGUAAGUAUAAUAUGAAAUAUGUAAUUUCACUGGGAAAAUCAAGGUUAAUAAUGAUAAUAAAGUAUUUUCUUUUCAGAGUU
Cryptotermes secundus is the source of this 3441-nucleotide messenger RNA. RefSeq names its product polyadenylate-binding protein 1. Gene Ontology annotation, molecular function: poly(A) binding; mRNA 3'-UTR binding; poly(U) RNA binding. The record is from RefSeq and is a predicted model, not a curated record. Gene Ontology annotation, cellular component: cytoplasmic stress granule; nucleus; ribonucleoprotein complex. The transcript is spliced from 10 exons. Bases 333 to 2225 code for a protein of 630 amino acids. NCBI's taxonomy places the organism in Eukaryota, Metazoa, Arthropoda, Insecta, Blattodea, Kalotermitidae.